AUCACUUCUGCAAUUCAAUCAAUCAACAGCCAGGUUUACCAUGUCUCGCAGACACUUGUUAAAGAGAAGAGGAGAUGGAACUCACACUCCCAAGUCUGGUGCGUCCUCACGCGCCCCCUCAGCUGCCAGAACACCGCUAAGACUGGCAGAUGACUCUGAUGCCGAAGACGACGCCAAUGGUGAACAAGAUCUUUUCAAAUUAGAGGAGUUGCUUCGUGAGAAAUUGGCCAAUCUACAGCAGGCCGAAGUUGGAGAGAUGAACAAAGAAGAUAGAAUAAGUGUGGGCGACAGACGUCAAUACGAGGCCGACUCACUUAAUAAGUUUAGAAUUCAAAGUGAAGCCACCGGAGUCACCGACAUCAUUGUGUCUCUUUCCUUCAGUCGUGCUGAUGUUUCCCUGAGUUCCCGAGAAUUGCUAUUGGCGCAAUUGUACAAGGUGAUUAUCUCACGUCCAUUGAGCGUGGUAAAUGAAGAAAAUGCCGGCACAGCCAAUUAUGUCGACGAAGAUAAGGUUCUGAAAUUGAUUUCCAUAUUUAACGAGGGCGAUUACCGUAGCGAUUUUGAGUUUUUGUACCUUUACAAGUCCAUUAUUGCCUUGCUUUGUUCAGACAUUGACGAUUUUUCCACCUUGAUAUCGACGGAUUUCUUGGCCAAGAUCACCCAGCUCUUGGUCGAACCCGCCACCAGUAUCAUCACCAAUGAAAACAAGGCCAACAUAAUAUCUGGGUACGUUGUUCUCAAUUUGAUUCUCCACCACGGUGCAUCGGCAUUUGGAAUCGAGGAUCAAAUAGCCAUGCUCAUGGAAUUGGCCGAAGGGUAUACGGCUAGUUCCAGUGCGUUGAAACGACAAGUUGAAAUGGGCGACCGUGAACACGCAACAUUUAUCACCGAUAAGAACAUGGACAAGAGGUUGAUUCAGGAAGCUAACUCAAAAGUCACCGAGGAAGCCGGUGUCGCCAUAGCCGCAUUGCAUGGUGUCGCAUGUUUCUUGACAUUGUUGACUCGAGGGACUUUCUUGAAUGACAUAUUACAAGACUUGAUGAUCAAAUUAGUGCCGAUUUUAGAUAAUGAUGAAAACAGAGAUAUUGCCAAAGCUGCCGCCAGAGCUAUUGGUGUCGUUUAUGAAAUGUUUGAUUACGAUGAGGAAGAAAGUGAAGACGAGGAACCGGAUAUGGAUUACAAUGUAAACUCUCCAUAUUAUGAACAAGAAUCUUUGUUUGCUAUUCUUGAAAGGCUCACCAACUUGUCAUCGAAAAAGGUGUCCAAGAGGGACAAGAAAGAAAUCAACUCCAUAUUUAGAAACAUCAAAAACACCGUGGAAAGUUAUGUGGACCCUAAACAGAGAGUACAGAUAUAUAAACGCUCACCAGAAGGAAUCGAAAUACUUGGCAACACCAUCGAUUCUACAUCCAUAAAAUUAUCCAAGUAUAAAGUGUUGCGCAUAAACACCUGGUGUUUGCAUGCUCGAUUACGUCAUUUGAGAUGGUGCUUUAGUUUUGGAUUACACAAUCAACUCAUUAGUGAUGAUGGAUUCCAAGAUAUAUUAAAAGAGCCCGAAAAUGAAUAUAAUUCAUAUGGGCUCAAUCAUGAUGAGAUCGACGAUAGUUUGUUGCAUGAAGAGAAUGCCCAGGUAUUACACGAAUACUUGGACUAUAAACAUUCAGCUGAUGAAAAGACUCGAAAAGAAAAGCGUAAAAAGGAAAGAAGGUCAAAAUUAAACGAACAUCUUCAAAGUUUAGCUUUGGAAUAGGUUUAUAAAUUAUCUUUAUAUAUAUAUAUGUAUAAAUACCACUCCCUUUACAAAAUUUCUAAACUAACUGUAAGACGAGAGUAUUCAUCUUCGUCAGCAUCAUCAGAUUCUAUCAAGGACACCUUGGAGAAAUCUUCGAUGACAUAAGUAGCACCCGCCUUAAGUAAUACUUCUUUCGAGAAUGUACUGGCAAUUCCAAUAACCAAGAACCCACCAUUGACACCACUUUUAACCCCGGUAGGCGCGUCUUCAAAUACAAUUGCCUUGGGACGGGAUACACCCACCACUAUAUUGUUAAGGGAAAUCAAUUUCUUGAAUGCAGUAUAAUAUCCUUCUGGAUCAGGUUUACCGUUAGAAACGUCAUGUGCAGUAAUGAAAAUUUUCGGACGAGGAAUAGAAGAGAAUAGUCUAUUGUACCAACCAUAAGCUAAUUCUUGAGUUCCUGAAGUAAUAAUCGCCCAACUAUCCUUCGCACCUUUCUCAUUCAAACUUUCAAGAAAUGCAACACUUCCAGGAAUAGGUUUACCUAAAUCGCCGUACUUACGCACAAUCUCCAGUUCCCAUAUGUCAAUGUCCUUUUGACUCACAGGCAAUUUCUCUGGAAAGCUCUUGGUGAAUGUCUCCACGGUUCGCAGGCCAUGGCACUCAAAUAACAACGUUUGCAAAUCGAGUUUUGCAUCUGGGUGUUGUUUGUUAUGCACUUCUACUUCAUGUUCCCAGCUCUUUUCCACGGCCGCGGUAGAAUUGACUAACGUUCCAUCAAGAUCAAACAAGAUGAAGUUGGUGUUUAAUGUGAUGAUAUUGCUCAUUUAGUAUCUGCUUCAAGAAAGGAAUGUAUUAUGCGGCGGUAU
Spathaspora passalidarum NRRL Y-27907 is the source of this 2601-nucleotide messenger RNA. RefSeq lists its product as uncharacterized. The record is from RefSeq and is a predicted model, not a curated record. The transcript has a single exon. NCBI's taxonomy places the organism in Eukaryota, Fungi, Ascomycota, Pichiomycetes, Serinales, Debaryomycetaceae. Bases 41 to 1750 code for a protein of 569 amino acids.